CUGGCUUUGAGUGGGUUGGGCAUCCAUCUUGGAUUUCCUCACGCGCGUAAGAUUUAACAGUUGCAGCAAUGGACAGUGGCAGUAACUCUCCAGAAAAGGACAUUGAAGAUAUGAAGCUCCUUGUGGAGUCCCUGGAAUACCAGAAGGACGAUUCGUCUCAACAGCAACAGGCUCUGAGAGCACUGGCUGUAAUUCUGUCGCAGAAUAAAAGAGCUCAAGACUAUUUUUGUUCAUCAAAUGGGAUGAAAUACGUUCUCAGUCUGUGUAAAACUUUGAUGAGUCCCAGUGAAGUGCAGUCAGCUCUUUAUACAUUGGCCAUGGCUGCAGAAGGAAAUGAUUUUUGCCAAAGAGUUUUGACAAGUAAGAGUGUUUUUGACAUGUUGAGGUGUAAUUUACAAGCAAAAAACUUGAAGGGUAGAAUGACCUCAGCAUUUCUAGUGGUGACAAUUUGUACUAAUAACUGGAGAGGACAAAAUCUUGCACGGGAAACAAAAUGUUUACAUAGUCUUUGUGAUCUGUACAAAAGCUGUCUUCCAAUACAUCAGUUUUCAACCUCUGCUGGUAAUGAAAGUGGUCAAAGGUGGUUUGAUAACCUUGACAAAAACUCCCUUCAGCUAUGGACUGCAGUGGUUGUUGCGUUAUAUUCUCUUCUACAAAACCCACAAAAUGCUCAAAAUCAAAAUCUGUGCUGUCGGCUGCUUCCAGCAAUAGUGAACAAACUGCUCUUAGUAACUGAGCAGCAUGAAAUUCUUCAGCCAACUGUAAACCUUCUUGCUGCAAUUGUUUCAGAGAAUGCUGAAUGUCAAUCUAAGGUGCGACUGCUUGGAGGCUUGCGUGCUCUGGUCAUUCUACUAAAGCAGGUUGUGGACCUAAAAGAACAUGCUGAACGAGAUAUAUUGUUUAUGGGGCGCAUUAUCAACACCUUAGGAUCUGUCAUAGCAGGACACGUGAUCUGUCAAGAUAGUGCAGCAGACCUUGGUCUUGUGACUCUGCUGUUGAAAUGUUUAGCUCUGAUAACGCCAGCUACUCAGGUUGAUGGUGCGGCUGCCAAGCAGUUCAAAACUAAGUGCAUAUUAGCACUGUCCAUUUGCAUCGAUCAGAGUGAGCGAAACCAACAGCAAUUGAGAGACAGUGGAGGAGUAGCGGCUUUGAUUGAGCUUCUGACAGAAGAACAGUCGGAAGAGUUUAGAAGGGUGGCCAUUUUCAUUCUUCAUGCUAUCACUGGAAAAUCGACAGCAGAAGAAAAGUCACCUCAACCGGUAGGAGAGCAGUGCUGUCAUAAGAGUACAUGUCCUACGGAAAACCACUUAAUCCAGUUUGUAGUUGGCCCCACAAAGGAUGCUCAAACGCAAACCUGUUACUCUGCUACAGCUGCACAAAGCGAUACCGACAUUGGAGGUGAUAGACCUUCUGAUGAAAUGUCACAAGGAAGUUUUCGAAGUCAUAUAACAAGUGCGUCUGGAAAGAGACGUUCUGUGACAUCCACCAAGGUGUUGAAACCUUUUACCAGGUCAAAAACUACUCAGUGGAAAAUGAAACACCCAGAGAAGACGAUAAAAAGUAAACCAGACUCGAAUUUUUUUACUCCAAGAACAUCCAGGUCGGGAGAAGAUUUGGAAAAGUGUGAGGCUUGUGAAACUGUUCUGAACAGCAGGAACUUUUUGAAAACAUUAAGACGGUGUUCCAAUCCUUGCUCGUUUCACCGUGGAUUGGAUCAGUGUUUGCGACGGAUAAUCAGUGACUUACAAAAGCAAAAAUAACUAGUCACCCUUUCCACUCAUCCUUGCUCGGUUAUUCUUUUGCUUAGAACUAUUUGAGCCCUACACAUAGCUCUUUUGAUUAUCUAUUUACUUAUUCGUUGUUUUGUGCUCCGCUCAGACUCUACUGUAGAAGGCUGUAACAACCCACCUCCAGACUUUUUCCUAUUCUCUGUAUUAAAUUGAUCAAAGAUCAAAUUAAGUUUAAAGCUUGAAGAGCACAAUUAGUCUUAUCAAUGAAGGAUCUCCUCCAUCAGUUAUGGGAACGAAUUAAUGGCAGAAAAACCCAUUUACUUCUUCGAACCCGGCAAAAACUUAUUUUUGGUAGCGGUAUUGCUAAAAGGAACGGAGCUACGUCUGUUAACCCGCAUACGUUUUGGAAAGUUGAGAAAAGUACUUCUCAGUUUCUUUGCCGAUGUAAUUCACGAAGUUUUUUUUUUUUUUCGCGCGUAGUGUUUUACCUUUGAAAUGAAGUGACAGGGCAUUUCUUUA
Messenger RNA from Stylophora pistillata, 2249 nucleotides. Its product is annotated as telomere repeats-binding bouquet formation protein 1. The record is from RefSeq and is a predicted model, not a curated record. NCBI's taxonomy places the organism in Eukaryota, Metazoa, Cnidaria, Anthozoa, Scleractinia, Pocilloporidae. Gene Ontology annotation, biological process: homologous chromosome pairing at meiosis; meiotic attachment of telomere to nuclear envelope.